AUGGUGGGCUCAGGAGGAGCAGAUAGGAGCAAAGAAGCUGUUGGGAUGAUGGCCCUUCAUGAGGCCCUCAGAAGCGUCUGUCUCAAUUCAGACUGGACUUACUCUGUCUUCUGGACUAUUCGCCCUCGCCCAAGAGUUAGAGGUGGUAAUGGUUGUAAGGUUGGAGAUGAUAAUGGAAGCUUGAUGUUGAUGUGGGAAGAUGGGUUUUGCCGAGGAAGAGUUGGAGAUUGUUUGGAAGAAAUUGAUAGAGAGGAUCCUGUCAGGAAAUCAUUCAGCAAAAUGUCCAUUCAGUUAUAUAAUUAUGGAGAAGGGUUAAUGGGAAAGGUUGCUUCAGAUAAGUGUCAUAAAUGGGUCUUCAAAGAACCUACUGAAUGUGAACCAAAUAUUUCCAACUACUGGCAGAGUUCUUUUGAUGCUCUUCCUCCUGAAUGGACAGAUCAAUUCGAGUCUGGUAUUCAGACUAUUGCUGUCAUACAAGCUGGCCAUGGCCUUCUACAACUGGGCUCCUGCAAGAUUAUACCUGAAGACCUUCAUUUUGUACUAAGAAUGAGGCAUACAUUUGAAUCUCUUGCCUACCAAUCUGGUUUCUACCUCUCCCAACUCUUUUCAUCAACCAGAAACACUUCUUCCUCCUCAUUACCUACUAAGCAAUCUGCAAUUCCAACCCGCCCAUCACCACCCGUUUUCAACUGGGGUCAGCGACCACUUUCAUCUGCAGCUUCUUUGCUUUCUUCACCGACUUUUCAAAAUCCUGCAGCUAGACUUGGAUUUCCACAAGCCAAAGAUGAGCCCCAUAUGUUUAUCCUUCCCCAUUCAUCUGAAACCCGAAUGGAAGAGAUGAUGGGAGAACAUGAAAAUGACAUCAAAUGGCCUAAUGGGCUGUCCUUCUUCAAUGCUCUCACGGGAAGGGCAGAUGAUGCCAAGCUUUUGUUUAACCCUGAGAGCUUAGGAAACAAAGGAGACCAAAAUCACCACCCUCUUAUCCUUGAAGGGAAGAGUCCCAAUCAAAAUUUAGAUGCUUUAAACAUGAACAAUGCUGGUGGUAUGAAUCCCAACGAGUUUUUGAGCUUAGAUAGCCAUCCUGAUAGCGCAAGGAAAAUGGAAAACAAGUUCAAAAGGAGCUUUACCUUGCCUGCAAGAAUGACUUCAUCAUCUUCUUCGACUUCGGUUGAUCACCAUCAGCACCAAGCUGUGGAGUACCGGAAUCCAGAAGGAGGGGUGUAUUCAGACGUCAUGGAGACUUUCUUGGAGUGA
Dovyalis caffra is the source of this 1254-nucleotide messenger RNA. Lineage: Eukaryota; Viridiplantae; Streptophyta; Magnoliopsida; Malpighiales; Salicaceae. The record is from the annotation of a GenBank genome assembly.